Messenger RNA from Malaclemys terrapin pileata, 1947 nucleotides. Its product is annotated as fibroblast growth factor 18-like. The coding region runs from base 716 to 1324 and encodes 202 amino acids. Gene Ontology annotation, molecular function: type 1 fibroblast growth factor receptor binding; growth factor activity; type 2 fibroblast growth factor receptor binding. The record is from RefSeq and is a predicted model, not a curated record. The transcript has 5 exons. NCBI's taxonomy places the organism in Eukaryota, Metazoa, Chordata, Testudines, Emydidae. Gene Ontology annotation, cellular component: cytoplasm. Gene Ontology annotation, biological process: dorsal/ventral pattern formation; positive regulation of gene expression; limb morphogenesis.
CCUCCCAUUGCCCGGCUGGUGCACAGGCCAGCGUACGUUGGCCUGGUACCCCCAGCACCCUCCCCCGAGCCAUGUGACACAGGACUGCUCUGGCUGCAGAAGGGACCGGGCCCCCCAUGGGGUCCUUCCAGGCCUGCUGGGACGUUGUCCUGGCUGUGGGGGGGUCUCCCAGCAACCUCGACCCCUACCCAACUGGGCCCAUGCCCACAGCCCUGGCCAGGCCCCCUGCGCCUGGCUCUGGACCCACAGAGUGAAACGGAACUGAGGGGUCAUCCAUUCUCACCCCCGCCAGGAUGCAUGUGAACCGCUCUCUGCCUGCCGGGCCCUGAUGGACACAAGGAGGUGGCAUGGGCCGCCCCCCGCUGCGCUGGCACCCUCCCCUGGGACUGGGAGCAGCGUGGCCACGGCCCCGCUGGCUCUGCCGGAGCACGGCGCUUACGCUGCAGCCCCAGCCCUUGCCGCGAAGCUGGGCUCUGGGCUCCAUGCCCGCCCUGGCACCCAGCCACCCGCAGAGCGAGGAGAAGCCGGGGGGAGAGGUGCAGAGCCCUGAGCGGGGGGCGCUGCCCUGGACACGGCUCCAUGCACUGCGGGAAGGACCAGGGUCCGACCCAGGGCCCCUGCUCCAUCACACCCACUGGCGCCCCCAUGGCGGUUGCUGGAUAAGCGCCCCCGGACCAGCCGCUGGGUGCAGGCUGUGGGGUCCCACCUGGCCGUGAUGCCUCUGCCCCUGGGCCGUCUCGCCUGCCUGUCCCUGCUGCUCCUGCUCCUGCCCGUGCAGGAGUCUCACCAGACAGCAGCCGACUUCCGCCUCUAUGUGGAGAACCACACACGGCACCUGGACGAGGUGAGCCGCCGGCACGUCCGCGUCUACCAGCUGUACAGCCGCAGCAGCAGUGGGCACCUGCAGGUCCUCGGCAAGCGGGUCCGUGCCAAUGGCGAGGAUGGCAACAAAUACGCGCUGCUGGCCGUGGAGAGCGACACCUUUGGGAGCCACGUUCGCAUCAAGGGCAAGGAGACGGGCUACUACGUCUGCAUGGACAGGAGAGGGAAGGUGCUGGGCAAGCUGGAUGGGCGGAGCCAGGGCUGUGUCUUCGUGGAAGAAGUCCUGGAGAACAACUUCACAGCCUUCAUGUCGGCCGGGCACCGGGACUGGUUCCUGGGCUUCACCCGCAAGGGGCGGGCACAGAGGGGGCCGCGCACCCACCGGACCCAGCGCGAAGGGCACUUCAUGAAGAGGCCCCCCAAGGGCACAGGGGGCGAGGGGCAGAGCCCAUUCCGCUUCACCGCCCUCACGCCUCGGACUAAGCGGGCCCUGGGGCCCUAGAGCCAGGGGCCCGUGCCCAGCCGGUGCCCCCAGGCCAUGCCCAGCUCAGAGCGGCGAGGAGACGGGCUCCCAGCAUGCAACGCUCCCCCCGCCAGGCUGGCUCAGACCCGCGGGGGCAGAACUCCCAGCAUGCAGUUCUGCUGCUCCGGCCACGCCAAGGAGGGGUGGGCUGCCAGCCAGGGGGGCGGGACACAGGCUCUGCCCCACAUGACAGCUGGCUUGCAGCAGUGCAUGCUGGGAUGUCGGUCCCAUGGGCUGGACACGGGAGAAGGAAAGGUUGUGGCCCCACAGCGCAGGGCAUGGGCUGGGCCGGGCGCUGCUGCCCCACAGCUUGUGACAGGCGGGUCACCCCACACGCCGCACAGGGAGCCGGGCACUGCCCCAUUGCCCGUGACAGGCAGGUCACCCCACACGCCGCACAGGGAGCUGGACGCUGCCCCACUGCCUGUGACAGGCAGGUCACCCCACACGCCGCACAGGGGCUGCCCCACAGAAGGGCUGGUUUCGUCCUGCCAGAGGGGCCGGCACAGAGCACCAGGCUGCUGUUAAUUAUUGUUACUAGAACUAGUUGAUGGGUUAAUUUAAUUAAAUAUUGCCAUGCUUAGCGUGGGUUUUAGGCCUGG